Phymastichus coffea is the source of this 5527-nucleotide messenger RNA. It is a transcript of the gene Mp, whose product is annotated as collagen alpha-1(XVIII) chain. The transcript has 26 exons. Bases 924 to 4445 code for a protein of 1173 amino acids. Lineage: Eukaryota; Metazoa; Arthropoda; Insecta; Hymenoptera; Eulophidae. The record is from RefSeq and is a predicted model, not a curated record.
CACGUGCUUUCACCAUCACACACGACGACCUGCCUCGUACGCCGUCCCGGCCAGCCAGCGCCCACGCACGCGCAGCCACCUCCGAAUUCGAAUCCAGCGGCCGCUCCGGCGUCCCAUUGGCCGACGGAGCCAGCCGGCGCUCUCCCGGCCGACGUCGAACCUCUUCGCGCACCGCCACGCCGGCCGCGACCGAGCUUGCGGCGCCCGCUCUCCCACCCUUGUUUACUCUCUCUCGCCGCCCGAUCGCGUUAUCGCCUGAUAUCGCCCGCUGCCCUUCGCCCACAUUCGUCACGCACUCUUUCCCAAUUUCCCGGCUGCCGUUUGCCAGUGCCGGCAGGUCCAGCGAACCUCGUUGUGAUUGUGCUCAGUGUUCUCGAGUAGCUUCCGUUCGUUUAUGCAAACGACCUGUUUCGCAAGGACUAGGCCCGAAGCGUCGCGAGCGCAGGUUCGACUUGUAUGCUUCCCGUCUCUGUCUCUCUCUCGCUCUUUCUCUGUACGCGUACGCGUAGGCGUGUUGCAGCUGGUAUCCCGUCGGCGUUCGUGGCCAGAGAUAAUUGGGAGCGUCCAGGGCGCCGGACACAGUGUGAAGUGUUGACAGUUUACCGGCAGCAGUGACAAAAAGCCUCCUAAGUGUCGGCAGCAAACGAUUGACGAUUGGGUUGGCGAGGCGCCACCUAUGUGCCCGCCGUGAUUCCAUCGAUUUCGAAUCGAAACUCUUUCUCGCUCGCUCGGCCGAAACGCGCUUCCCCGCCGCCCUCGAUCGUCCCGCCGAGUUUUCGCGCGUUUAUCGCUCCUCGGCCUCGGCGCAGCCACGAUUUCGCAGUCAAUAAGGAUCACCUCGAGUUUGCCAAGCUACAGCGACCUCAACGACCGGAGCAAUUUGCAGUUCGCCAGCGGCCCGAGUCCUCAUGGAAUGACUCAAUAUGUCAGCUAAUUUCAGAGCUUCGUCGAGGAGAAUGCUGGGCUGGCUGUACUGGUGCGCCGUGCUCGUCGGCGCGACCGCAUCCCAGGAUUUCUUUGGAGAUAAGAGGGAGACCCAGUACGACUUGUUGGAGGCGGUGGUGUCGCAGAUCGACGACAACGACAAGACCCUCUACAUCGCCGACGGCCUGGACAACUUCCCGUCGUUCGGCUUUCGACUGGGCUCGGAGAUCAAACAGCCUUAUCGGAUGUACCUGCCUGAGAAACUGCCGGCCGAAUUCACCCUCGUCGCCACCUUCAAGCCGCUCGCCAUCAAGAACACCUACCUAUUCGCCGUGCUCAAUCCCUUCGAGACCGUGGUCCAGCUUGGCAUCCGCAUAUCCGACGGACCAUCGUCCAACCAAAACAUCUCGCUGGUCUACACCAACUCGGACAUGCACUCUUUCUCGGACGAGGUGGCCAAGUUCACGGUACCCAAGCUGACCAAGCGCUGGUCGAAGGUCGUCAUACGGGUGACCGGCAACGACGUAAUCCUCUACUUGAAUUGCCACGAAAUGGCGAGGCAGCGGGUCACGCGGAUUCCGCCCGAGCUCGUCUUUGACACCGCCAGCACGCUCUACAUCGCACAGGCUGGACCGCACAUACAGGAGAAAUACGAGGGCCUGAUGCAAACUCUGAAAUUGUACAACGGGUAUCCGGCAGAUCUCGAAAAGUGUGAUGAAAACUUUGACUUCCUUUCGGAUGUCGGCUCGGGAGAUGACGAGAUCACUGGCUCGGGGGAUAUCGAAUCUACCAGCGAAUUCGUAGACGAGGAUACCGUGACUCUUCCACCUGCGAUAACACCACCGCCUCCAGAUCUAAGUACGAAAGGAGGAAUGAAAGGAGAAAAAGGCGACAAAGGCGAGAAGGGGGAAGGCGUGAGAGGUCCGCCGGGACCUCCCGGCAAGGGUUACGAUCUCAAUGACGAGGAGUGGACGUCGCGACUGCCGCAAGGGCCGCCCGGGCCUAAAGGUGAUCCAGGCGAGUGCAGCUGCAACGCGACCUCGAUAUUCUCAGCGUUGACAAUGCCCGAAAUCACUCGUGGCCAGAAAGGCGAACCUGGCCCUCCAGGCAAAGAGGGCAAGCAGGGCCUCAUCGGGCUCACGGGAGUUGCUGGGCCGCCAGGCGAGCGUGGCCAAGAGGGACCGCAGGGCCCGAAGGGCGACAAAGGCGACGUAGGUGGUAUCGGGCCGGAAGGACCGCAGGGUCAGAAAGGCGAACCCGGCAAGGACGGCCUCGCUGGCGAAAAGGGCGCCCCCGGCCCACCUGGACCACCCGGCAAGGGAGAUUUUGCCGGCUUCGACCCUAGCUGGAAACCCAGAAGUGGCUACAGGGAAGGAUAUGCAAUGCGUCCUGGAUUACCUGGGCAAAAAGGAGACGAAGGAAAACCGGGUCACACUGGUCCAAAAGGUGAGCCUGGAGUACACGGAGUCAAAGGUGUGAAAGGUGAAGCAGGGCACAAAGGUCACAAAGGUGAUCAUGGGAAAGAGGGGCCGCGAGGUCAUCAAGGCCAAAAGGGUGAACCAGGAGCACCAGGGAUUGCCGGAUUACCUGGAGCUGUCGGGGAAACCGGACGAACUGGCGAUAAGGGUGCCAAAGGAGAUGUUGGUCCCGAGGGCAAAAGGGGACCUGCCGGGCCACCUGGACCGCCUGGAAUCGGCGGUGCCAGUUCCAGCGAUGCUACUUUUGGAGGAAGGGGUGCAAAAGGCGAGCCUGGCGAGCGAGGUUUCAAAGGUGAGCUCGGCCUGAAAGGCGAAAAGGGAGACAAAGGAGACGCUGGACCUGCCGGUAUUCCUGGAAUCAAUGGAAUUCAAGGACCGCAAGGCAACAAGGGUGAACCAGGUAAAGAUGGCACUCCAGGAUUUCCGGGUACUCAAGGUUCAAAGGGUGACCGAGGUGAGAGAGGGCCACCUGGCCCAACGACAAUUGCGGGAGCCGGUGAUUAUAUUACGAUCAAGGGCGAAAAGGGCUCCGAAGGUAGACGUGGUCGUCGUGGUAGACCUGGCCCACCCGGUCCUGAAGGACCACCUGGAAAACCAGGGACUAACGGUGAUAUGGGCCUUCCCGGCUGGAUGAACAACUUGAAGGGUCGAACCGGUAAUCCAGGAAUACCUGGAAAUCCCGGACUAAAAGGAGAAAAAGGAGAACCAGGAGGUUCGAAUUCUUAUGGAUCUACGUACGCCACAAAAGGAGAUAAAGGAGAAAAAGGCGAAGAAGGACCUCCGGGACUGCCAGGUAUAGCUGGUCGCGAUGGUCAUCGAGGAUCUCCCGGCCCGGCAGGACCACCUGGUCCACCUAUUCAAGGAACGUACAUCCCAGUUCCUGGGCCACCUGGUCCACCAGGACCACCAGGACCUCCGGGUUCCGGAACGGGCAAGAGUCAUAUUUAUGGAGAACGUGAAUAUUACGGCUCCAGACAGGGGCUUAGAAGCAGUCUAGAUGAGCUGAAAGCUCUGCGCGAACUCAAAGAGCUAAAGGAGCUGCGAAAGGAGCAUUUGGGCUCCAAUGCUGCAGCUACGAGGAGGCCCGUUGAGACUGUUACAAAAAUAGUUCCAGGAGCAGUAACGUUUCAAAAUACCGAUGCAAUGACAAAGAUGUCUGGCGUAAGUCCUGUAGGAACACUCGCAUAUAUUAUCGAUGAACAGGCACUGUUAGUUAGAGUCAAUAAUGGUUGGCAGUACAUCCCGUUAGGAUCACUACUGCCAAUUAUGACGCCUACUCCACCGUCAACAGCAUCCCCAUCAGUCAAUCCAUUAUUUGAAGCUUCUAAUUUGAUAAAUCAGGUCCCGAUCAAAGCUCCGAAUGCAAACCGACAUCCUAACUUGUUACGCAUGGCGGCGCUGAAUGAGCCAUACACCGGCGACAUGCACGGGAUACGAGGCGCUGAUUACGCGUGCUAUCGCCAAGCAAGACGAGCUGGAUUGAGAGGCACUUUCCGUGCCUUUCUUAGUUCGCGCGUCCAGAACGUCGAUAGCAUCGUCCGACUAAGCGACCGCGAUUUACCAAUCGUCAAUCUUAAGAAUGAUGUUCUUUUCAAUUCAUGGAAAGAAAUGUUCAACGGUAACGGAGCCUACUUCUCGCAAAAUCCGCGUAUAUAUAGUUUCGAUGGAAAAAACAUCCUCAACGACUUAACAUGGCCGGAAAAGGUGGUUUGGCACGGCUCGCACAAACUAGGUGACCGAGCAAUGGACACUUACUGCGACGCCUGGCACUCGGGCAGUUCGGACCGCUACGGACUUGGAUCACCACUGACGGGCAGUCGACUACUCGAGCAAGUUCGCUACUCGUGCGACAAUAAGUUCGCCCUGCUCUGCAUCGAGGUCACAAGUGAGAAAAACGUAAGACGCAGGCGGCGAUCAAGCGACGUUGACGACGACGAUGACGAUGAGAACGACAACCAGCUCGAACACGACGAUAAUAACGAUGACAUUGUCCUCAACGAAGCUGAAUACUCCGAGUAUUUGAGCCAGCUUAUCCUUGAAUGAAUAGUUUAUACCUACCUGAAACCCAAAACUUAGGUGUGAUGUAAGUUAAUGCGCGCGCGCUCGUGUGUAUUGAUUACUUUGUACAUAACAUUGAGAGAAUGAUACGUUUCUUGCAACGAAAUCUGCAACCUUUCGCUAUCAUAGUUCGUCAAUAUACGUUAAUUUUUCUCGCUGACGCGGAUCAUUAGUCGAUUAAAAUCUACUGUUAAUGAAAAUCAGUUGACUCACUGCCAAAUUUUAAAAUAUUUUCAUAUGAAAUUAAUAAAAAUUUUAUUGAAAAAUGAUCAGUUGAUCUAUUGAAACAUAUAACAAAAAGUCAACGACAGCACGAACAUAAAUAAUUAUAAGUCUGAAAAUACUUUGCUAUGGCUUCAUAUUUUCAACGAAUUCAGCAAUAAUAUUUGCAUUGAUCAUCGAUUCUUUCUCGUAAUAUUUUGGAGCUAUAAGCUUGUCAGAGUUUAAGUAUGAAUAUUUGCAACACUUCGUACAGUCAGCCUUAAACAAUUAGUUUUUAGAUUUAUAUGUACUUUACUUUUCCAUGAGAAUGUUUUUUAGGAUUUUUUUUAAUUCGUGUUCUGUUUAUCAAUUGAAUCUCAUUUUUUGGUUAUUGUCAGAGCAAUUAUAUCAAUUAUUUUAAACUGUAAGUAAGCAGGAUCAUAAAUAUUUAUGUCUAAAAAUUAACUUAAAUAUUUUUGUGUUUUUCUCUGUUAUUGUCUUUGAAUUGCCAUGUAACUAAUACUGAAUGAACAUAUGUUUUUAGAUAUUUUACUUAAAGAAUGUAAGGCUGAUGAAAUUUUUGUAAAAAAUAACAGUAUUAAUGUAAUAGUAGAUGUAUUUGUAUAUCUCAAACAAAUAUUCGUAUUUCCACAUUUCUUAUAUUACAAUGUUUGUGAUGAUCGAUCAUAUCUCAUUUUUAUACUAAUGCAUUUUGCAUUUAACUGAAUAUUUUUGUUUGUUUUACUCAACUACGAGAUAUGGAUGUUUUUUUUGUAUCCGAUUGUAAAUAAAUAAUGACGACUUGACGUGGGAUGAAAAUUUAAAGUAAUAUUGUGCCGAUUGUGAUUAUUUAAAUACAUAUCCAU